This is a messenger RNA of Cebus imitator (Panamanian white-faced capuchin), 2963 nucleotides long. RefSeq names its product SRY-box transcription factor 21 (gene SOX21). Lineage: Eukaryota; Metazoa; Chordata; Mammalia; Primates; Cebidae. Gene Ontology annotation, molecular function: DNA-binding transcription factor activity, RNA polymerase II-specific; RNA polymerase II cis-regulatory region sequence-specific DNA binding. Bases 503 to 1333 code for a protein of 276 amino acids. Gene Ontology annotation, biological process: cell differentiation; regulation of DNA-templated transcription; anatomical structure morphogenesis. The transcript has a single exon. The record is from RefSeq and is a predicted model, not a curated record.
UCCAGCCGCUGAGAGCCCCCUUUGGCACUUGGCAGCACGCGGCAGCGGGCUCCUCGGCUCAACUUGGUGGAGCCUCCGCGACGCAACUUUGGGGGCUGUUUUGCAUUUAAGAGAGAACGACCGAGGAGGAGGAGCGCUCUGCCCGGCCGCCGCUACCUGCGGGGAGCUCGCGAGCAAACACCACUGGAGACGAAGCACCCAAAGAACGUCAAGGGCAAACUGCCGCCGCGGGGAGGGGAAACCGCCGAGAAGUUAGAGUGUCCCGGAGACAACCUGCCGGAGCGCUCGGCCGGAGACCCUAGGGCGGCCCGGGGUGCGACGCGGCCCUGGGCUGGUUCCCCAGCACCCUCCUCCGGGGAGGGAGCGACGCCAGGGCGCGACGUGGGGCGCGGCGAGCCCCGGCCGGUCAAGCGGGUCCCCUCGGGCAGCCAACAUUGAUUUCCUCCGAGCCGAGGGCGAGGGCCCGGGCGGCGGCGGGCUGCAGCCGCGGCAGGGCGAGAGCAUGUCCAAGCCGGUGGAUCACGUCAAGCGGCCCAUGAACGCCUUCAUGGUGUGGUCGCGGGCUCAGCGGCGCAAGAUGGCCCAGGAGAACCCCAAGAUGCACAACUCGGAGAUCAGCAAGCGCCUGGGCGCUGAGUGGAAGCUGCUCACGGAGUCAGAGAAGCGGCCGUUCAUCGACGAGGCCAAGCGUCUGCGCGCCAUGCACAUGAAGGAGCACCCCGACUACAAGUACCGGCCGCGGCGCAAGCCCAAGACGCUGCUCAAGAAGGACAAGUUCGCCUUCCCGGUGCCCUACGGCCUGGGCGGAGUGGCGGACGCCGAGCACCCCGCGCUCAAGGCGGGCGCCGGGCUGCACGCGGGGGCUGGCGGAGGCCUGGUGCCCGAGUCGCUGCUCGCCAACCCCGAGAAAGCGGCAGCGGCCGCCGCCGCCGCCGCCGCGCGCGUCUUCUUCCCGCAGUCGGCGGCCGCCGCCGCCGCUGCCGCCGCCGCUGCCGCCGCGGGCAGCCCCUACUCGCUGCUUGACCUGGGCUCCAAGAUGGCAGAGAUCUCGUCGUCCUCGUCUGGCCUCCCGUACGCAUCGUCGCUGGGCUACCCGACCGCGGGCGCGGGCGCCUUCCACGGCGCGGCGGCGGCGGCUGCAGCGGCGGCCGCGGCCGCCGGGGGGCACACGCACUCGCACCCCAGCCCGGGCAACCCGGGCUACAUGAUCCCGUGCAACUGCAGCGCGUGGCCCAGCCCCGGGCUGCAGCCGCCGCUCGCCUACAUCCUGCUGCCGGGCAUGGGCAAGCCCCAGCUGGACCCCUACCCUGCGGCCUACGCCGCCGCGCUAUGACCCCGCGGGGCCGCGUCGCGAGGACCGCUGUGCACACGUGUACAUAUGUAUAGUACUAGCGCUGCGGCCGUCCCGUGCGACCUCCCGAGACCGGGGGCCCGCUUUGUAUGUACAUAGAAUGUAUAGGUGCCAGGCGGAGGCAGGGGACCCGGCGGGGCAGGAGAGGCCGAGCGAGCGAGGGCGCGGGCGAGCGUGCCUGUGCAUUCGCCGCAUCAUUUCAGACCCGCACUUCGGCAGCCAACUCGAAAGCGGGCGGUUGUGUCCUGCAGCAGUUGGUGUUUGCUUUGCACUUCGGAACCUGUUGCGUUUUGAUCCACGGAGGUGGAGGAGUAACUUUUUGAUAUGUUGGCCUUUCCAGUUUUGUUGGAAGUUUCUUGGUCGGUUUUGUUUUUGUUUCUCUCAUUCAACUUCUUCGCCCCUCAGCCCCCCAGUCCCCCAGCCCCCUCGCCCCCUCCCGGUCCGUGUUGCAUGCACUCUGUUGAAAGGUGAGGUCUGAAAUGGCUGGCACACGGGAAAAGCUGCUUGUGUCAUUCGUUUCUGGGAGCGGGAUGGCUCUCAGCAGCCUUGCCUCCCUGCUUGUACUAUUUGAACUUUGCGGAUCUCUGUUCUCUCAAGCAGAACUCCCAGACCGGAUCCAUUCUUGACCAGUGACCGGCUCGAAUCUGGCCUUUUGUGUGUGAGAUGAUCACGGUUUCUUUUGUUUAUCACGCCAUAUGCAAAUCAGAGCAAGAGCUCUUUCUCAAGAGCAAGAAACGCCAACAAGAAAUAUGUGUGAGAUGAAAGUUGUCAAUUGGAUUUUCUCCCUAAACAAACAACAACAAACUACUAGAAGUCUCCCUGAGUCCAUUCGCUUGGAUUUCUGACACAGUUUACAAAAAAAAAAAAAAGAGGGGGGAAAGGCGCUGUUCCUAUUUCUCCUUAUGGCUGAGUUCACCUUAAGAUUGUAAAUGUGUAUAUGUCAGUGAAAACAUUGAGGCUUGGAAAAUGUGUGAUUUUCGUUGCCCUAAGUUUGAGUCGCUUUUAGACUCAAAAACAUUUUGAGCGAAUGUCAAAGUUAACUUUUAAAAAUUGCGAAACUAUUUCAGAAUCGCAAUUUUAUCGAAGAUUAAAUCAGACUUUUUUGUCUGGUAAUUAUAUAUUUAUUAUUUAGCAAAACCGAAGGAAAAAAGCACAGAAUUGUUUCAACAGAUGUCUCUCAUUUUCAGCUAGCAUUUCUCUCCCAACUUGAGCUGGUUUAAUGUGUUUUGGAUUUCUCUCCUCAAUUGGCUUAUUUUUUAGAUCUCCUGCAAUUAAUUUGCAAAUUACGAUAAAACACAUUUUAGGAAAAAAAGGAACCUUCUUCAAUUAUUAGCUUUUUUUUUGUUUAUUUUUAAAUGUAUAUAUUUUGACUAAUGUUUGUGAAUGAAGUUGGCUAACAUGUAUUUAGUUUCAUUUUGGCUUUAUGUAAUAUAAAGUUUUUAAAAUUUUAAAUAUUGGUUUUAAUCUUUAUGUGUAAAUGAUUUUCUUGUGUGAUCUUCUAAUUUAAUAUUAGACGUCUAAGGUAUAUCUGUAAAUUAGAAUCCGACUAUCACUCUGUUCAUUUUUUUGAACAAAGAGUUUAAAUAAAGCCUGAACCAGGGAAAAGAGAAAA